GGCCCCGGCCCGGGACCCGAGGUCCCGCACUCCGGCCAGUGAAAGGCGUUUUCCCGUUCCCGCCCUCCUCCCCUCGCUGGCCAGCACCAUGGGAUGUAAUAUGUGCGUGGUUCAGAAACCGGAGGAGCAGUACAAAGUGAUGCUUCAGGUGAACGGGAAGGAGCUCUCCAAGCUGUCUCAGGAGCAAACCCUGGAGGCCCUCCGCUCCUCCAAGGAGCCUCUAGUGAUCCAGGUGCUGAGACGCAGCCCCCGCCUCCGGGGGGACAGCUCGUGCCAUGACCUGCAGCUGGUGGACAGUGGCACUCAGACCGACAUCACCUUUGAGCAUAUCAUGGCGCUGGGCAAGCUGCGCCCGCCCACCCCACCCAUGGUCAUCCUGGAGCCCCCCCCCAUCAGCCAUGAGUAUUAUGACCCAGCGGAGUUCAUGGAGGGCGGCCCACAGGAGGCAGACCGCAUGGACGAGCUGGAGUAUGAGGAGGUGGAGCUGUAUAAGACCAGCCACCGGGACAAGCUCGGCCUGAUGGUGUGCUACCGCACGGACGAGGAGGAGGACCUGGGCAUCUAUGUUGGAGAGGUGAACCCCAAUAGCAUUGCAGCCAAAGACGGCCGGAUCCGCGAGGGAGACCGUAUCAUCCAGAUCAACGGUGUGGACGUCCAGAACCGGGAGGAGGCGGUGGCCAUUCUGAGCCAGGAGGAGAACACCAACAUCUCCCUGCUGGUGGCCCGGCCUGAGAGCCAGCUGGCAAAGCGGUGGAAGGACAGUGACCGGGAUGACUUUCUGGAUGAAUUUGGCUCUGAGCAUGAGGGGGACCUGCGUGCACGGAAGCUGAGAUCCCCCCCUGCCCAGCAGCUUGGCCACGAAGAGGAGAAAGGGGUCCCCGAUACGGGCACGGGUCUGAGCAACAGCCAGGAGCUGGACAGCGGUGUGGGCCGCACUGACGAGAGCACCCGCACUGAGGAGAGCUCCGAGCACGACCUUCUGGGCGACGAGCCCGCCAGUGCCGCCAACACCCCUGGGGCCCUGCGCAAGAGCCGGGACCUGCACUUCAGCAUGGACUCGCUGCUGGCAGAGGGGGCGGGGCUGGGCGGAGGCGAUGUCCCCGGCCUCACUGAUGAGGAGUACGAGCGCUACCGGGAGCUGCUGGAGAUCAAGGGCCACCUGGAGAACGGCAACCAGCCGGGCCUGCUCUUCCCCCGGGCCGCGGGCGGCAAUAGCGCCCUGGACGUGAACCGCAACGAGAGCCUGGGCCACGAGAUGGCCAUGCUGGAGGAGGAGCUGCGGCACCUGGAGUUCAAGUGCCGGAACAUCCUGCGGGCGCAGAAGAUGCAGCAGCUGCGGGAACGCUGUAUGAAGGCCUGGUUGCUGGAGGAGGAGAGUCUCUACGACCUGGGUGCCGGGGAGCCUAAGAAGCACGAGCUGUCAGACAUCUCCGAGCUGCCCGAGAAGUCAGACAAGGACAGCACCAGCGCCUACAACACCGGGGAGAGCUGCCGCAGCACCCCGCUGCUCGCCGAGCCCUCGCCGGAGAGCCCCCUGCGGCGGGCUGCCGCCGGCAGCUCCAACUUGAACCGGACCCCUUCCGGCCCCGCAGUCAGCGCCCACCCCAAGGCAGCUCCCCUGCAGGGGAGCCCCGCCAAGUUCCGCUCUCUUUCCCGGGAUCCCGAGGUGGGCAGGAGACAGCACGCGGAGGAGCGGGUGCGCCGAAGCCCCAAGACGGGCACGACCCUGGAGCGCGUGGGUCCCGAAGGCAGCCCGUACCUGUCUCGGCGCCACCGUGACCAGGGCCAGGAGGGCGAGCACUACCACAGCUGCGUGCAGCUGGCCCCGCCGCGCGGCCUGGAGGAGCGGGGCCAUGGCCCCCUGAGUCUGGCCGCAGGCCCUCGCGUGGGCGGGGCCGCAGUGGCCCCUGAAGCACCCCGCAUGGAGUGGAAGGUCAAGGUGCGCAGCGACGGGACCCGCUAUGUGGCCAAGCGGCCCGUGCGCGAUCGCCUCCUCAAAGCCCGGGCCCUGAAGAUCCGCGAGGAGCGCAGCGGCAUGACCACGGACGACGACGCGGUGAGCGAGAUGAAGAUGGGGCGCUACUGGAGCAAGGAGGAGCGGAAGCAGCACCUGAUCCGGGCCCGGGAGCAGCGGAAGCGGCGCGAGUUCAUGAUGCAGAGCCGGCUGGAGUGCCUGAGGGAGCAGCAGAACGGCGACAGCAAGGCUGAGCUCAACAUCAUCGCCUUGAGCCACCGCAAAACCAUGAAGAAGCGGAACAAGAAGAUCCUGGAUAACUGGAUCACCAUCCAGGAGAUGCUGGCCCAUGGCACGCGCUCUGCCGACGGCAAGCGGGUCUAUAACCCUCUGCUCUCCGUCACCACCGUCUGA
Enhydra lutris kenyoni (northern sea otter) is the source of this 2368-nucleotide messenger RNA. Its product is annotated as PDZ domain containing 4. The record is from RefSeq and is a predicted model, not a curated record. The coding region runs from base 89 to 2368 and encodes 759 amino acids. Gene Ontology annotation, molecular function: protein binding. Lineage: Eukaryota; Metazoa; Chordata; Mammalia; Carnivora; Mustelidae. The transcript has 8 exons.